Molecule: messenger RNA, 1698 nt
Organism: Acaulospora colombiana
Lineage: Eukaryota; Fungi; Glomeromycota; Glomeromycetes; Diversisporales; Acaulosporaceae
Source: the annotation of a GenBank genome assembly
AUGGAAAAACAGGAACUAAGAACACCAAUAAAAGGUCAGAGCAUCAUGAUAAAUAAUAAACGAAUGGCGUACGAAGAGUUAGAAACUCCUUUGCGGGAGUUAACGCAAGCAAAUUUCAUCUUAACACCGAAGAUAACUGCGCCAGAGUCUCCGUUGUUUAUUAAGCGACUUCGAAUAGAUUCCGAGCCGACUCUCGAUGAUGAAGAAGGGUUUGAACUUAUACUUCCGGAUGAUACAUUAAUCGACUCACCAUGCGCGCGUCGUACUAGUCUACGAAGUGGAAAACCAUCGUCUCUCAGAUGUUUUACUCCCAUCAAAUCGAAUAGCCGAGUUACACCAAUACCUGAUUCAUGGAAAAGAGGUGGCGUACAACCGUCACCAGACUUCUUCGAAGAUUCACUUGAAUCACCAAGCGUAAAUCGGAAUUCUCCAAGUGUCUUUUACAUUUUAAAUGAGGAAGUACCUAGUCUAACUCAAGAUGCACGUCGACAAUUUGAUUCCUUCAAUUCCGAUCCUACAAAUAUUUUCCUCUCAUCAAGCUAUGAUGACGUGCAAUCGACGCUUAAAGGUUCUCUAGUCGAGUCUCCACUCACAAACAGAUCAACGGCACACAAAGAAAAUCUCCUAAGAAGUCCUACACCCAAUACCCCAGUGACGCGUGUUGAAACUACACCAAAUAGGACUCGAGACAAGAACACGAGUUCACCGGAAAUAUGCGACUCUGCGUGGAUUUCAAGACGGCGAAUGAAUCAUACUCCCUUAAUGUUAAGGAAGAUGGCAAAAAUAAUGCAACCCUCACCAGCAAUGGUUAAUGAGUAUACUACGAAGUAUGCGCAUAUGCUUGAUAGAACGUACUUCGAAAAACUAGGUCGAAAUAGUCGAACCUUCCGUCCGCCAGAAUCUUAUAAUUUGUGCAACAAAGAUUACUUCACAGAUCACUUUACCGUUGAAAGUAUUCUAGGGAUUGGUGAAUUCUCAAUUGCAUACAAGGUUACGGAUCGGAAAUCUGGAAUAUUAUACGCAGUCAAAAAGGCCAAAAACCCUUUUAAGUCCAAUGUGGUCAGAUCUGAAUGCUUGGAAGAAGUCGAAAUCAUGUGGAAGCUAGGAAAGCACCCAAACUGUAUUCAAUUAUUUUCCGCCUGGGAGCAGCGCGGUCACCUUCAUCUACAAACAGAACUAUGCGAAAAUGGAUCGCUCGAGUACUUUUUAAAUCAUAAUGCUAAAUUGGAAGAAUCUCAAAUCUGGCGGAUCUUUGCGGACAUUGCAUUCGGUCUUGAGCACAUUCAUGAAUGCAACAUUAUGCAUUUAGAUUUAAAACCCGGAAAUAUUUUCCAAGCUCUGGACGGAACUUUUAAGAUCGGUGAUUUUGGCCUUUCGGCGAGCUGGCCAGCAAAACCUGAUCUCGAUAGACAAGGCGACUGCCGAUACAUUUCCUUAGAAGCUCUUAAUUGUCGUUACGACAAAUCUGCGGAUAUUUACAGUCUCGGUGCAAUUGUGCUAGAAAUGACCGGGAUCAUUUCGCUAAGCAAAAAAACCGCGGAUAGAAUUAGAUUAGGCGAUUUAUCGGGACUCGAAUUCGAGCGUAUAUCGUGCGACAUGUCAUCUUUAUUAAAGGCCAUGUUGCAGGUCGAUCAUAGAGAAAGGCCAAAAAUUCAAAAAAUCGUUAAAAUUCCGAAAAUCCGUAAUCACAGGAGUUGA